Messenger RNA from Aedes albopictus (Asian tiger mosquito), 11942 nucleotides. RefSeq lists its product as uncharacterized. The record is from RefSeq and is a predicted model, not a curated record. The transcript is spliced from 2 exons. Gene Ontology annotation, biological process: DNA integration. Bases 1114 to 7956 code for a protein of 2280 amino acids. NCBI's taxonomy places the organism in Eukaryota, Metazoa, Arthropoda, Insecta, Diptera, Culicidae. Gene Ontology annotation, molecular function: nucleic acid binding.
GCCGAAAAGGUCUUUAGGCCGGAAAAGGUCUUUGGCUUGAAAAUGGCUUUUCAGUCUCGACAAAAUUCAAAUACUGCUAUUUAAUUUCGUCCAACGUUUCGGUCGCAUAUAGGACCUUCAUCAGGGACUCUAAAAAUGAUUGUUUAUUUAAUUUGGUGAUUUUUACAAAAAUAUUGGAAAUUAUCAAUUUUUACCAAUUAUCACAGAUUCUUCGUCCAAUGUGUACUGUUGAACAAAGGUUGUCCAGCGGAAUGAAUUUCUGCGAUCAAAAACAUACAUAAUUACAAAAGUUAUUCUUCGCAAUUUUCAUUCUUCCCACGCAAUUUCCUUCAGUGUACUUACUCCCUCACAGCAGUUAACGGUUGGGAUUCGGUAAUUGUGGAAAAACCCUUCCGGAAUUUUACCGCACUGGAAUUUGACACCUCGCGCUUGAUCGAUCACCAUUGCUUUCCGUGUUCAUGAUGUGUGUUCGUGCAAUCGAUCUUUGCUGCUGGUGUGCGUGUUCAGAAUCAUCUUGGAUUGUGUAUUGGUGUUUGUUGGCGAACCACUGGGUAGUUUCGAACUCGAUGAAGUGAGCUCCGAGUACGCCCUUCGCUUUAAUCGUCUGUCAGCCGUUGACGGCUGAUGGGGAAUUGUCAUGUACAUGCAAUAGGAUGGAAGAAAAACAAUUUCGACAAAGCAUCGAAGUGAGAAGGUCGAUUGACUAUAGUUAAAGCGAAUUAUAAAUUAAAAUCGUAUUUCUACUUAUCCUAAAUUGAAUUAUUAAUACAUUUGUGAACUCUCAGGUAGAUAUUCCUAAAUUGAUUUAAUAUGAUACUCUACUUACAAAUAACUUACAACUAUUAUCACAGAUGAAAUUUAGUACGGAGAAAUCAGAUUGGACAGUUAUAACCUAAAACUAGUAAAGAACACCAAAUGUAAGUAAAACAUGAACUAUGAAUUUGUCCUAAACCUAACAUGCAAAUAAAUUAAUAGCUUUGAAGCUGUGUCAAACGGACCCGCUAUCAGGAUUGUUCUUCCGACGUCCAAACUGAAAAAUCUUCCCCAACAAAAAUCUUCAAAGAUUUGCGAUUGUUUCGAAGCACAUGUGGUUGCCAUCCGAACAAAGGAACAAUGGAUCCAUCGGACAGCCACUGUAUAAUGUGCAACAGACCGAACAACGCCGAUAAUCUGGUCCAGUGUGACCGCUGUGACGGGUACGUACACUAUUCGUGCGCGGACGUGGGAGACUCGAUUGCCGAUCCCGAUCGGAGUUUCACCUGCAAGAGGUGCGUCGAGAGCGAUGAAGUCGUCACUGUUUCAUCCCACCGCACGAGCCGCAGCUCCCGGCGAACGUCACAUAGUGGUAGCAGCUCAGCACGGGUGGCACUGCGGCUGCAACAGCUUGAGAAGGAGAAGCAAAACCGUCUCCGGGAGCUCGAAGAUGCUGAGAAGUUCCAGCGACUGCGGCGUCAGGUCGAGGAGGACUUCGAGAAACAACAGUUUGCCAUCCUUGACGCACAACUGCAGGAUGAGGAUGAGGAUCGUAGCGUCAAGAGCAGAGUGAGUUCCAGGCAAAUCCGCGAGAGUACCAAGAAGUGGGUCGGUGCAUCGAGUCAGACAGAUGGAGCAAAUAGUCAAGUAGCUACCACGUCGGCUCAAAUCGUAUCCACAAGCCUAGAUGGAACCCUGCGUACUCCAGCAGAUGAAUCCGAAGACCAGAUCACGUUAGCAGCUAUUCCCGAAGAAGCACUCCAACCCGCAUCGGCCGAAGGCGACCGAGAAGCUGAACCCAACAAGAUGACCAGCGUCGUCAGCGUUCUGGAAGAGCAGCAAACCGUUCGUUCCACGGAGUUCACAGUAGCGGCCCAAGUACCUACGUCCCACCAAGGCUUGGGGGCAGACACGUCGGCCGGAGCUAUUCCGUCAUCCCGCAGGCAUACUGGAGUGCUUACUACCGGUGAACUGGAGUCCGAAGAACGGGUACAGCAGAAGGCAAGAGCAGCCUAUACGAAAAUCAAUGCAGGUAUGACGUCACGCGCGGGUGGUGUACGAGUUGCGUCACCUACCGGUUCAGGUUUGUCUUCAGAGAGCCAGGUGAGAACUAGCGUUAGUACCUUGCACGUCAGAUUGCAUCCUAUACCAGAAGUAGGCCAAACCAGUACACCUUUAAUACCAACAAUAAAGCAAAUCGUAGGUAGACAGUCAGGGCAUAGACAAACCCAUAAAAAUCCAGCCAAGCUAGGCAAUCAGCUAGGAGCAGUUCAGGGUCACUUAGCACUAAAUCAUUCUCUGGGCACUGUGCCAACAUCGGGUGAACCUCCCCCAGGGUUGAACACAAUGGGUCAAAUACCGUCGUUGAAAUCCGCGCAGUUUUGCGAAUCAAAACCAGCCGCGAAGCAACCGUUUUCCGAUCAGAAUCAGAUGCGCGUUCCGAAAUCGUCCGUCUUUGUGCCCGGUCACGGUAGUGAAGUGAAUCGUUCAUUUGUGCCUCCGGUGGAACAGCAGCAAUACAGUGUGCCCGAUCGUCAAGAGGUACAACCACCGUCCGGUCGUGAACAGUGUACAGUGACAAGUGCUAGAGACCAAUUUGUGAAUCAGCCUCCCCCCGGAUACGAGAACUUUGCGAGGAAACCAACGGCAGCAACAUGGAACCCGGCGUGGCCAUCGGUUCCGCAUUUUGGAACCAUCGGAUAUCUGCCAUCGAUCCCUUUCCAUUCAACGUACGGCCAACCGGAUUAUGCUCUGAAUUCCACAGAGUAUUUGACGUCUACAGGCUAUCAGCAAGGGGCUCUUCCGAGCACGUCUAGGUUGGAACCACUGCCGGGACAUCAGACAUACCCGGAACCAACGACACGACCAAAUCAUCAGCACCGGACGGAUCAGCGUGAGCAAUGGCAGAACUCGAGCCAAUCGCAACCUCGUCGAGUGCGAGGACCCACAGCAGAACAACUGGCCGCUCGCCAAGUUAUUCCAAAAGAGCUGCCCGUGUUUGCUGGAGAUCCACAGGACUGGCCGCUUUUCCUGAGUUCCUUCAACAACUCGACAGAGGCUUGCGGGUAUAACGACGCUGAGAACCUGGCGAGACUUCAACGAUGUUUACGUGGACAUGCGUUGGAAAGCGUGAGAAGUCGAUUGCUGAUUCCGGAGUCAGUUCCCUACGUGCUGGCAACCCUGGAGCGAUUGUAUGGCAGACCGGAAGUGAUUAUCCAUUCCCUUCUGAAGCGGAUGCGCGAAAUACCCUCACCCAGGGGUGAUGACCUGAAAACCCUGAUCAAGUUCGGAAUGGGCGUGGGGAACAUGGUGGAACACAUGAUAUUAGCCCAACAACAUCAGCAUAUUAGCAACCCAAUGUUGCUGCAAGAGCUGGUAGACAGACUUCCGCCGACUCUGAAACUACAGUGGGCUUCCUUUAAGCGUCACUACCACACAGUGAAUUUGGCGACCUUCAACGACUUCAUGAAGGACCUUGUUACGAUGGCCAGCGACGUGACUCUCCUGACUGGUAUAGGACAACAGCCGGCGGAGAAACAGGAGAAGCCGAAACGAGAAAGAGCGGCGAAGGAGAAGCUGUUCGUCCAUCAAUCUUCAUCAAAUACAUCGGGGUCGUCUGGGACUGAAUCAAGUAACCCCACCGUCAAGCCCUGCGUGCACUGCUCCAAGACAGACCAUCGUGUUGCUGAGUGUCCAGACUUCAAGCGACUGAGUGUAGACGAAAGAUGGAAGGUUUUGCGACAAAAAGGGCUGUGUAGAAUAUGCUUGAUCCCUCAUCGUUCAUGGCCUUGUCGUUCAAAACAAGAAUGUGGAGUUAGAGACUGCCGCAUGCGUCACCACGCUUUACUACACCUAGCCAAGGUGCAGACUGGAACAGUUCCAACAUCAACGCCGACGGAAAGAAACAUCGUCCAUCAAAACCACCAUUCCGUUACCUCUUGUGCUUUGAUGCGUUACCUUCCCGUGACGCUGCACUACAACGGAAACAGCGUAGAGGUCUUCGCGUUCUUGGAUGAUGGAUCUUCAUCGACGAUGAUGGAAGCAGAGGUAGCCAAACAACUGGGUGCAGCGGGACCGGCUGAGCCGUUGUGUCUGGGCUGGACUGGAGAUAUUACGAGGAUCGAGAAAGAUUCCCAGCACGUCAAUGUCGCUAUUUCCGGGCACAACAUAGCAAACAUGUUCCCACUGAAGGCAAGGACGGUUGGCCAACUAAAACUGCCAAGCCAAACGGUGGAUUACGAGGAACUUUGUCUGGGUCAUCCGUACCUCAGAAAGCUUCCUUUGUCAAGUUACACCAGUGCUGUUCCUCGUCUCAUCAUCGGUGUAGAUAACGCUAAGCUGAUCAGUACACUGAAAAGUCGAGAGAGUAGAAACGGAGAGCUGGUCGCGGUCAAAACACGGCUCGGAUGGAGCCUCUUCGGAAAACAUACCGUCGGUAGUAGUCCAGUAGAGUACGUGCACACGCACCAAGAGUUACACGGCGCAGACACGGAUUUACACAAUCUGUUCAGGCAGUUUAUGGCGGUCGAUGAAGCGAGCGUCAACCAGAGCCCACUAUCGGAACAAGACAAGAGAGCGUUGGAGAUAUUACAGAAAACUACCCGAAGGAUCGACGGUAGGCUGGAAACUGGCCUGUUGUGGCGAAACGAUGAACCUUCCCUUCCAAAUAGCUACAGUAUGGCAGUCCGUAGAGCGGAAGCUCUGGAGCGUAAGCUGGCGAAAGAUGAGCAGCUACGAGAGAAAGUCAAGCAACUGAUUCAGGAGUAUGUGGCCAAAGGAUACGCUCAUCGAAUUACCGCUGCCGAGUUGGAAUCGUCAGAACCGGGCCGGGUAUGGUACUUGCCACUGGGGGUGGUGAGAAAUCCACGCAAACCGGAAAAAGUCCGUCUUAUUUGGGACGCUGCAGCCCGAUCAGAAGGUGUUUCGUUCAACGACCUGAUGCUGAAAGGGCCGGAUCUGUUAACAGCGCUACCAUCUGUUCUGCUGCGUUUUCGCCAAAAAAGCGUAGCCUUUAGCGGAGACAUAAAGGAAAUGUUUCAUCAAUUCCGGAUUCGGCAAGAGGACAGACAGGCACAACGAUUUCUCUUCCGGGAGCACCCUGAAGAACCUCCACAGAUCUUCGUGAUGGAUGUCGCCGCGUUUGGCGCUGCGUGCUCACCUUGCAUCGCUCAGUACCUGAAAAAUAGGAACGCAGAGGACUACAAACAGCAAUAUCCUGAGGCAGCCCGUGCCAUCGUCGAAAACCACUACGUGGAUGAUUUUUUGGAUAGUGUUGAUACGGUCGAAGAAGCAGUGGAGCUUAUCGAAGAUGUGAAACACGUUCACGCCAUGGCUGGAAUGGAGAUCCGGAAUUUCGCAUCAAAUUCACCUGCAGUUCUCGAGCGCAUCGGAGAAGUCAGCGAAGCUGAACAAAAGCUAGUCAAAUUGGAGUCGAUCGUCGAAAGAGUUUUGGGAAUGGUGUGGAAACCGGAGGAGGAUAUCUUCACGUUCGAGUUGGACCUGAAAGAAGAAGUACGGAACAUUGUGCUGAACAACACGACGCCUACGAAGCGCCAAGUCUUACGGACCAUAAUGUCUCUUUUUGAUCCGUUGGGUUUGGUAGCGCAUUUCAUAGUGCACGGCAAGUUAAUCAUGCAGCGCAUCUGGAGAGAAGGCUUAGACUGGGACGAAGCGAUUAGUGGCGAAAUACUAGAAGACUGGCGUAGAUGGAGUGGACUGCUGCUGAAGAUCAACGAAGUUGGCGUACCAAGGUGUUUCUUCUCCGGUAAUAGAUCAGUAUGCAAUGGCGCCGAGAUCCAUAUGUUUGUGGAUGCCAGCGAAAAUGCAUACGCUUGCGUUGCGUACCUGCGAAGUUCCGAUAACGGGAUCCCACGAUGUACGCUGAUAGUGGCGAAGACGAAAGUAGCGCCGCUGAAACCGUUAUCCAUUCCACGGUUGGAAUUGCAAGCGGCUCUUAACGGGAGCCGUUUACUGGACACCAUAUGCAAGGCUCUAACAAUCCCUAUCUCGGCACGAUAUCUCUGGACAGACUCUACAACGGUCUUGGCGUGGCUGAGGUCUGAAACACGGCGUUACCAUCAGUUCGUUGGAUUUCGAGUUGGAGAGAUUUUAACUACAACCACCAUCGGCGAGUGGAGGAAGGUUCAGUCAAAACUGAAUGUUGCUGAUCAGGCAACGAAGUGGAAGGACGGACCAAGUUUCAACCCAGAAGAUUGGUGGUACUCCGGCCCAAGUUUUCUAUCCGACACGACGGAAAAAUGGACUGAACAUACAUCGGAGGAUUUCGUAACAACGGAAGACAUGCGAUCAGCGUUCUUGCACCAUCGAAAGCUGCAUCCACCGUUCAUCGUAGCUGUCGAGAGGUUUUCCAAAUGGACAAGAUUAGUACGAGCUACAGCCUACGUUAUCAGAGCGGUCAAACGGUUCCUUAGCCUGAAGGUGAACGGACCGUUGGUGCAGGAAGAACUGCAGAGUGCGGAAACACUGCUGUGGAGGCAAGUGCAAAGAGAAGCAUACUCGGAGGAAUACUCUACGCUUCUGUACAACAAAGAACACCCUCGUGAAGAACCUCGGAAGUUGGAGAGAUCGAGCGCCCUGUUCAACAUGUCACCGAUGCUGGACAGCAAUGGAGUGCUGCGGAUGAACAGUCGCAUAACUGCAGCCCCUGUUGUAUCCACGGACCUGAAAUACCCUAUCUUUCUCCCGAAGGAACAUCGGGUAACGGAACUGCUUGUGGAAAGCUACCACAUUCGUUUCCUACACGGAAACAAGGAGACGAUAUUUAAUGAAUUGCGGCAACGUUUCCAGAUACCAAAACUCCGUUCGGUUGUAUCGAAGGUAGCCAAACAAUGUCAGUAUUGCCGUGUGCGGAAGGCGACUCCCCAAGAGCCAAUGAUGGCACCAUUACCCGAAAUUCGGCUAACAUCGUUCAUCCGACCGUUCACUCAUACCGGAGUGGACUAUUUUGGGCCUGUUUUCGUGAAGCAAGGACGUAGCACGGUUAAACGAUGGAUCGCUCUUUUCACGUGCCUGUCCAUCAGGGCCGUGCACCUCGAAGUGGUCCACAGUUUAUCGACGCAGUCGUGUGUCAUGGCCAUCCGUCGAUUCGUUGCGCGCAGAGGGUCUCCCGCAACUUUCUGUUCCGACAACGGAACCAAUUUUGUGGGCGCGAACAACCUGCUUCGGGAACAACUUCGUGCGAUCGGAGAGUGCUGUGCAACAACCUUUACGAACUCUGACACACGAUGGCUUUUCAACCCCCCACUCGCCCCCCAUAUGGGAGGAUCAUGGGAGCGCUUGGUGAGGUCAGUGAAGGUAGCAAUGUCGGCGAUCGCAGAUCAUCCUCGCCACCCCAGUGACGAAGUCCUGGAAACAAUAGCUCUGGAAGCAGAAUCUAUCGUGAAUUCCAGGCCACUGACCUAUGUCCCGCUGGAUCAUGAGAAUCAAGAAGCCCUGUCUCCCAAUCACUUCCUGUUAUAUGGAACGCAAGGCAUCAAUCAACCAAGUCGGGACAUUGAAGAGGAGCAGGCACCACUUAGAGACAGCUGGAAGUUGGCGAAGUAUCUCGUUGAUACUUUCUGGGUUCGCUGGGUCCGCGAAUAUCUUCCCACGUUGACGCGGCGUACCAAGUGGUUCCAUCCAGUAAGGCCACUGCAACCGGGAGAUCUGGUUGUCGUGGUAGAAGAAGGGAAGCGGAACGGAUGGGUUCGUGGAAGAAUAGUGGAAGUUCUACCAGGAAAGGAUGGACAAGUCCGCAGAGCAGUAGUGCAGACGGCACGAGGACUGGUCAACCGGUCAGCAACGAAGUUGGCGCUAUUGGAGGUAAAAGAGAUGUCGAAAGCAGAGUCAGAUAUACCGGAGUCUGGCGUAUCGGAACUACACGGGCGGGGGGAUGUUGGCGAACCACUGGGUAGUUUCGAACUCGAUGAAGUGAGCUCCGAGUACGCCCUUCGCUUUAAUCGUCUGUCAGCCGUUGACGGCUGAUGGGGAAUUGUCAUGUACAUGCAAUAGGAUGGAAGAAAAACAAUUUCGACAAAGCAUCGAAGUGAGAAGGUCGAUUGACUAUAGUUAAAGCGAAUUAUAAAUUAAAAUCGUAUUUCUACUUAUCCUAAAUUGAAUUAUUAAUACAUUUGUGAACUCGCAGGUAGAUAUUCCUAAAUUGAUUUAAUAUGAUACUCUACUUACAAAUAACUUACAACUAUUAUCACAGAUGAAAUUUAGUACGGAGAAAUCAGAUUGGACAGUUAUAACCUAAAACUAGUAAAGAACACCAAAUGUAAGUAAAACAUGAACUAUGAAUUUGUCCUAAACCUAACAUGCAAAUAAAUUAAUAGCUUUGAAGCUGUGUCAAACGGACCCGCUAUCAGGAUUGUUCUUCCGACGUCCAAACUGAAAAAUCUUCCCCAACAGUGUUAGUGUAGUGUUUUACAAUUUUGUGCGAGUUUGUUUUGAUCAUCUGUUUCUCGUUCGAUGAUGUUGAUUGUUUUUCAGCCAGUGGAGAACCCCGGCAUAUGCGACGUGGAGGUUGUCGGUGUCCGUCCGUUUGUUGACUGUAUUGCGUGUGUUGUGGAUGUGGCACUUCUCCAGAAUAGGCAGAUGUUUUCCUAUGUUUGUUGUGUCCAGAAUUUUCGUACAUCUAGCUUGAAUGAGUGUUCCGCUCGUGCCGCGUGAUUUAUGAGGGCCGUGGUUUCCAAUAUAGAUUGGAUUGCGGUGUCUUCAAUAGUGUGUCCUGCAUUUCUCAGUGUUUCCAGUUUUCGCAUGUUAGACUUGUGUUUGGAGAUGCGGGAUUUUAGUUUUUGUGUUGUCAUGCCAAUGUAACACGCAUUGCAUUGAGCACAGUCUAUUUUGUAGACGACAUUGCUGCGCUCAUCGACUGGUGUUCGGUCUUUGACCAGUGGGAGCAGCGAGCCAAUGUUUUUGUGCUGUUUGCUUGCGAUGUGUAUAUUUGGAAAUUCCCUCUGCAGUGUUUUUGUUAUUGUCGGUGUUUGUCCUGAAAUGUUUGUGAGCGAGCAGUACACGCAAGUUUGAAAAUACCCAUUAAAUGGGGUUCUUGUACCCAUUUUUUGAUUCAAUAUAGAGCUGUCAAAAGAUGGGUGUUUUUAUGAAAACAAAUAAUGGGUACUUCAGCCCCAUUAUGAAGUUUCCUCUCUUAACAUUAUAAUGGGUAAAUAAUACGCAUAUCAAUUUGAAAAAAAAAUCAAGUCCGCCAUUUCUCAACUUUGCGAUUUUGUGGUUUCGUCGUAUGAAGAAUUUGAUAAAAGUGGUGAUUAUGUACAGGAAGGAGGAGGAAACAUUUUGAAUAAUUAAUAUUUAACCCGUGUAUCAACCCGUAAGUAAUGUCAGUGAAUAUUUUUGUAAGUUGUUCCCAUCAAAAUACGUUUCUAAUUGCAGUUCCUCGAGAGAUGUUGUGGAUAUUUGCGAUGGAUUAGGAUUUUCUGGAGCAGUUUAGAAAAAUGGUGCGGAAAACUAAAUAUGAUGUUCUACGCUUCAAUAGACGGAACAAUACUAUAGUUUAACAGAAAACCAUUGUUUUUCAUCAUUUCUUUUUGAUAUAAUUUGAAUAAAACCUAUAAUAAACAUAACCUCAAACUGCAAAAUCGUUCUCGAAAUAAUGGGGCAUUUUCACCCAUUUUUUGUGCAAACAACAAGAGUGAAAAAUACCCAUUUUAUGAAGUUUGGAGCGAAUACCCAUUAGCUUGGUACACGGUUUAUAUGGGAAAAUAUAAAAAAAGGAAAACUCUAGUUCCUGUAUACUUUUUGAGUUCCACUUUGGUCCAAUAUCAACUUGCAAAAUUUCAGAUCGAUCGGAAAAACUAUAUUUUAGCGCCCGCCAUUCUUAGGUUUUCAUACGAUUUACUAUGGGGAAACAUUACUCCUUCAAAGAAAAAUCGCUAGGUGUCACCACUAGUUCCCUAAAAAUAAGUCGAUGAAUGAUUUCUGUAGAAAACUUCACUACGAAUCAGACCUCCGAAGACAUAAAAUCGAUGCGACGUUCCUGGAAAAAGUUAUUAGGCCUCACCCGAUCGAUGAAAUAACGAGAUUUUAUUAUUUAUUGUUAUUCCUUACAUGUUAAAUAGCGUUUGCAUGCCAUUCGGUUUUCAGUCAAUAACUUUUUUCACAUGCCUCAGAUCGCUUUGCGGUUUUCGGAGGGUUCCAACAGAAAUCAUUCAUCGAUUUAUUUUUACGGGUUGAGGGGCAACCUGUGGCGAUUUUUUUUGAAAAAGUGAUUUUUCCCAUACUAAAUCGUAUGAAAACUUAAAAUGGCUGGCGCUAAAAUAUUGUUUCACCGAUCGAUCUGAAAUUUUGCACAGUUGAUAUGGGACCAAAAUGGAACUCAAAAAGUGUACAGGAGUAAAAUGUCUUUUUGUGUCCCACGCUAAUACCCAUUAAUGGGUAAACGGCAAAUACCCAUUAAAUGGGUUAAGCCACUUUAGUUCGAAAUUGGUACUAAAAUACCCAUUAAUGGGUAUUAUCAAUCUAGCGUGUAUGUUUUUGGAUUUUCUUGUUAUUCGUUUUCAUUACUGCUCGCUUCCAUAGCUGUUCGACUGCUUUGGUUUCCACUUACCCUGUUUAUUACACGGUUGAUGAUAUUUGCAGGGUAAUCGUUGGUUCGAAGGAGCCCAAAUAUAAUCGAUUUUGUUCUUUUUAGGCUCAGGUUGGUGGAGAACUGCAUGACCCGUUUUGCAAAGUUGUACGCAACGUUGAUUUUAAGGUUCAUCGGAUGGCAGGAGUAGUAGUUAAGAAAUCUUCCGCUCGCGAUAGUCUUCAUGUACCAUUCCGUCUUGAUCGACUGGUCAUCCUGACGAACCAUCAUCAUGUCCAGGAACGGUAAGCGGUUGCUUUCUUCUUUCUCCACGGUGAACUGGAUGUGCUCGUUCUGCUGAUUGAAGAUGUUGAGCAUUUCCUCGACCUUAUCAGAAGGGAGUACUAGGAACAGGUCAUCCACAUACUUUUACAAGUAUGGAAUCUCUACUGUGGCUGCUGCAACAGCACUGUCGAGGAGUUCCUCCAUCACAUAGUCGGCAAUAAUCGGCGAGAGGGGGUUCCCCAUCGCGGUGCCGAAAAUUUGUUGGUAGUAGGUCCCCUCGAAGACAAAGUAGCUGGCAUCUAUGCAAAAUUCUACUGCUUCCCAGAACAGAUCAAGGCAGAUUUGAGUGUGUUGCUUGAUCUCGUCCCAGUGGCGGAUGAUGCUCUGCCGUACCAGAUUUUUGGGGAUAGAUGUGAAGAGGGCUACUACAUCGAAUGACACAAGAAUGUAGCCUUCUGGAAGUUGUAUGUUGUUGACAAAAUCACAGAAGGAGAACGAAUCCGUAACGUUGUAUUUGCUGGUCAUCGAUGUUUGGAGAAUUCUACUGAUGUACUUGGAGAGCUCAUACGACGGCGCUGUCAUACAUGGUACUACUGGGCGUAAAGGCAGGCCGGGUUUGUGCGCCUUCGGUUGACCGUAGAUUUUCGGACAGACCGCCCUGUACGUCUACAGUUUGGAUGGACAACAUCAACGAACGAGAAACAGAUGAUCAAAACAAACUCGCACAAAAUUGUAAAACACAACACUAACACCAAUACACAAUCCAAGAUGAUUCUGAACACGCACACCAGCAGCAAAGAUCGAUUGCACGAGCACACAUCAUGAACAUCAUGAUUCCGGAAGGGUUUUUCCACAAUUACCGAAUCCCAACCGUUAACUGCUGUGAGGGAGUAAGUACACUGAAGGAAAUUGCGUGGGAAGAAUGAAAAUUGCGAAGAAUAACUUUUGUAAUUAUGUAUGUUUUUGAUCGCAGAAAUUCAUUCCGCUGGACAACCUUUGUUCAACAGAACACAUUGGACGAAGAAUCUGUGAUAAUUGAGUCCCUGAUGAAGGUCCUAUAUGCGACCGAAACGUUGGACGAAAUUAAAUAGCAGUAUUUGAAUUUUGUCGAGACUGAAAAAGCCAUUUUCAAGUUACAUUCCAUCACAGUCGCAACCAAAAC